GGAACCUAUAUGUUUACAGCUUCAAAACUGUGAAGUUUCUACACUGAGCUCAGCUUUCUGAAAGUGUCUCCAGACAGAAUGCAGGCUUGUGAAGUCGCUGCACUGAUAUUGCUGACUGUAGUGAGCUGCUCCAGACAGUAUGAAGAGCUGCCCCAGACUACACUCACCCUGGAGCCUCCAUUCCCAGAGAUAUUCACCGGGGAGACAGUCACUCUGAGGUGUGGGGUUGAGGGGGGUUCUGCUGGCUGGAAAUAUCUCUGGUACAAAGACAGUGAGGACUCUCCAGUGCUCCAGACUGCUGGCUGCAGUAUAACUGGUGACAGCUACACAAUAACUGCAGCUGCUGUAUCUGACCAGGGCCAGUACUGCUGUCGAGGACAAAGAGGAGAUCAGCCACUCUACUCACAGCUCAGUGAUCCUGUGACAGUAACUGUGUCUGAGGGCUAUCCCAAGGCUGUCCUGACCCUGAAGCCUGCCUGGGCACAGAUAUUCACAGGAGAGACAGUCACCCUGAGCUGUGAGGUGGAGGGGGGCUUUGCUGACUGGAGGUUUAAACAGUACAGAGAUGGGCGUGAAGAGGCAGGGUGCAGUAAGCAAUACAGCAGUAGAUAUGGAGACAGCUGCACAAUCAGUAAAGCUCGGCAUCACCACAGUGGAGUGUCCUGGUGUGAAUCUGCAUCAGGACAGGAGCGCAGUAAUGCUGUCAACCUAACUGUGUCCAAUCAAUGGGUGAUCCUGCAGACUCCUUCCCAGCCUGUGUUUGAGGGAGACACUCUGACUCUGCGUUGUUUUAUCCGCAAUGGUUAUAAAGCUACCAGGUUAAUAUUUUAUAAAGAUAAUAACCAGUUACAGUUCAGGGCUGGCACAGCACAGAGUGUGGAUCGUGUUUCAAAGAGUGAUGAGGGGUCCUACAAGUGCAGAGCAUGGUGGAGGAACACCGCUUCCAGGACUGAACCUUGGCGUGUCUCUGCAGAGGUGCGGGUGUCAGUGAGAGAGCUGUUCAGCACACCCACUCUGACAGUGCUACCUGGUGCCUCAGUGUGGGAGGGAGAGGCUGUGACUCUGCAGUGUGGGGCUCACAUAAAUAAACAGGACACACAGCUGCAGUACCGCUAUAGCAAAGACAAUGGGACUGUGAGAGGAGCGGGAUCACAGGAUCAGCACUCAAUCCCAGCGGCAGGGCUGAGAGACACAGGGAGAUACCAGUGUGAGGUGGAGGCAGCAGGGACGGGGCUGAAGAAAAGGAGUGCUUCUGUGUCACUGACUGUGAGAGCUCUGUUCUCCAGGGUGACUCUGACAGCAUCUCCAGGAGCCACAGUGAAGGAGGGAGAGGCUCUUAACCUGACCUGUGAGGCAGCAGUGAACAAAACCCCCCGCCCUGAACUCCACUACACCAUUGUGAGAGACGGGGAGCCUGUGACUAACAGCACUGACUCUGCACUGUACAGCAUAGCCAGCACUGAGAAGAGCCACACUGGGAGCUACACGUGUGCUGUGGAGUCACAGGGAGUGAGGAAGAGCAGCCAGGAGCUACACAUUGAACUGCAAACGUCCUGGCACAGCGCUGUUGCUAUUGGCUACAGAGUGAGCUUCACUCUGAUUCAUUUCAUUGUGUUCACUCUGCUGCUCCUUCAAUACUGCAGGAUCCAAGGUUCCCCGUGUCUCGCUGGUGGUAAGUCAAGGAAAACCUCGGAUCAGGAUCAGGAGCAGUCAGCAGAGGGGAUUGAGCUCUCCAGCCGUGUGCAGCACACUGGAGUGGAACUGGAAUAGAGCUGCAUUACCAUAGACUGGAGUGGAACUGGAAUAGUGCUGCAUUACCAUAGACUGGAGUGGAACUGGAAUAGUGCUGCAUUACCAGAGACUGGAGUGGAACUGGAA
Messenger RNA from Acipenser ruthenus (sterlet), 1878 nucleotides. Its product is annotated as Fc receptor-like protein 3. The record is from RefSeq and is a predicted model, not a curated record. Gene Ontology annotation, molecular function: transmembrane signaling receptor activity. The transcript is spliced from 10 exons. NCBI's taxonomy places the organism in Eukaryota, Metazoa, Chordata, Actinopteri, Acipenseriformes, Acipenseridae. The coding region runs from base 79 to 1770 and encodes 563 amino acids. Gene Ontology annotation, biological process: cell surface receptor signaling pathway.